Hylaeus anthracinus is the source of this 2021-nucleotide messenger RNA. RefSeq names its product pre-mRNA-processing factor 17. The transcript has 8 exons. NCBI's taxonomy places the organism in Eukaryota, Metazoa, Arthropoda, Insecta, Hymenoptera, Colletidae. The coding region runs from base 143 to 1891 and encodes 582 amino acids. Gene Ontology annotation, biological process: mRNA splicing, via spliceosome. Gene Ontology annotation, molecular function: protein binding; mRNA binding. Gene Ontology annotation, cellular component: catalytic step 2 spliceosome. The record is from RefSeq and is a predicted model, not a curated record.
CUCCGUCUAAACUGUAGCUUUGUUAUUUUUUUUUCCUUUCCAAGAAUUUCUUGUUCGCAUAAACAAACGAUACACAUUUGGAUGUUUGGAAAUUAGUGAAUUAACAACAUUGGGUGACAUUGAAUUCGAGUACCAGGGAAAAAUGCUCGCUUUGAAAGAUUACGGUAGUAGCGACGAUUGCAGCGAGGCGGAAAGUGACAAUGAAAAUGAAAAAAGUGAGGUUAAUCGUAAUUUGGACGCAAACGAUGUUUCUGCCGUUGAUUCUGUGCCUGUGGGAAACUUAACUACGUCCGUUAUCACGCAGAUUUGCUCUGCGCCCGAAGUGGUACCAACGGGAACUGAAUUAUGCGUAAGGCAUAUAGAUUCAACCAUGGACGAAGUCAUGCACAAUCCAAAGUUUGAAGAGCUCUUUGCUCCAGAUAUUGGACCAGAGAAUCCUUUUAAAACACAGCAGCAACGUGCUGCGAAAAACAUGCUAUCCGGAUAUGUAGAAAAAGCACACAUAAGUGAAUUUCAAUUUGAAAAUCAAAGAAGGACUUUUGCCAGUUAUGGGUAUGCAUUGGAUCCAACUGUGGAUGGUAGUGCAGAUGAAGGUAGAACGAUUAUCGGAGCGAAAGAAGCAGCAGAAGAAUGUGGUGCCAAAACUGUGUUUGAAAGUACAGUGCUAAGGCCUUUGGAUAAAAGAAAGCGAUGUAGAAACAAUGAUGCCGCAGAUAUAGAAGGGUUUUUAGGUCCAUGGGGUGGAUAUGUUGAUGAAAAACGAGUUAUAAAACCAACGGAUGAGGAAGCUGCUGAACUUGAGGAGAUAUUAGCCAAAAGAAACAGAAGAGGAAAACCAACAGAAGAAAAACCUCUCGAAGAGAAAACAGUAUUGCAUAUCAAGGACAGCGUGGAUUAUCAAGGAAGAUCGUUUUUACACGCGCCUCAAGAUGUUGGAGUAAAUUUACGAUCCGAGUCACCACCUGAUAGAUGUUUCUUACCCAAAGCACAAAUUCAUACUUGGGAGGGUCAUACUAAGGGUAUUUCUCAGAUUAGAUGGUAUCCACGUACGGCACAUUUAUUACUCUCCUGCGGUAUGGAUUGCAGAGUUAAGUUAUGGGAAGUUUAUAAAGAGAGGAGAUGUAUUCGAACCUAUUACGGCCAUCGUCAAGCUGUUAGGGAUAUAAGCUUUGAUAACGAUGGAAAAAGAUUUUUGUCGGCGGGAUACGAUCGUUACGUGAAGUUAUGGGACACGGAAACUGGUGCCUGCAUAAGUCGAUUUACAAGUAGAAAAAUUCCAUAUUGCGUGAAAUUUAAUCCGGAUCCGGACAAGCAACAUCUGUUUGUGGCAGGCACUAGUGACAAAAAGAUUAUUUGCUGGGAUGUUCGUUCCGGCGAAGUAACGCAAGAGUAUGACAGGCAUUUGGGAGCAGUGAAUACGAUAACGUUCGUAGAUGAGAAUCGACGAUUCGUAACGACUUCGGACGAUAAAAGUCUACGAGUUUGGGAAUGGGAUAUACCAGUCGACAUGAAGUACAUAGCCGACCCUUCUAUGCAUUCUAUGCCAGCCGUUACGCCUUCGCCAAAUCAAAAGUGGCUCGCAUGUCAAAGUAUGGACAAUAAAAUUGUUAUAUUCUCAGCAUUGAAUAGAUUUAAAAUGAACCGUAAAAAAACAUUCACGGGUCAUAUGGUUGCUGGUUAUGCGUGCGGCUUAGAUUUUUCACCCGAUAUGAGUUAUCUCGUAUCGGGAGACGCGGACGGCAAAUGUUACAUCUGGGAUUGGAAGACGACAAAGUUGUACAAAAAGUGGAAAGCCCACGACGGUGUGUGUAUCGAUGUAUUGUGGCAUCCGCACGAGCCUUCGAGGCUCGCAACGGCUGGUUGGGAUGGAAAAAUAAAGUAUUGGGACUGAAAGAGUCGAUGGUUGCAUUUUUACAAAACUGUGUACUUGUAUUUUAUAUAAUAUAUAUGUAUAUAGAUUUAUUUCACGUGCAUACUUUUAAUCUUGUCACGAAAAAUAAAAAGAAAUAAGAUCAUAGAAA